CAAAGUCCUAUGACAAUGACAAAGUAUCUAUGCUCCGUCCGAGUGUCUUUUUUAUUACUCGUUUGUGUGUGGGCAGAAAACAGUAAGGCUGGGAGAGUAAACCUUUCAUCAUUCAAAUGGAAGGAUGAAGAGGAUAACAAGAACUGCUCUGCGCUUGAAUCGGAAACAUCAAGUUUGAGUGUGAUGCACAUUCAGGGCAAGUGUUCUCCCUUCCGCGUUCCCAAUUCAACAUGGUGGAGGGUGAUAUCCGAAUCUAUCAAAGGCGACACCCAGCGCUACAGAGCAAUGAUGAAAGGGGGAUGGAGGGCCGGCAAGAGUAUGGUUAAUCACCAAGAAGACGCAAACAUCCCGUUGGCCUCGGGGCAGGCCAUCAACACGGGAGACUACAUUAUCAAGCUGGGUUUCGGCACGCCUGCGCAGAGCUUCUACACUGUCCUCGAUACUGGCAGCGAUGUCGCCUGGAUUCCCUGCAAUCCCUGCUCCGGUUGCUCAAGUGAGCAAUUCGAGCCAUCCAAGUCGUCUACGUAUAAGUAUCUCACCUGCGCUUCUCAGCAGUGUCAGAGUCUGGGCGUCUGUUCGAACAAUGAUAACAAUGUCAACUGUCGUCGUACUCAAGGGUACGGCGACAAGUCAAAGGUGGAGGAACUCAUUUCGUCUGAGACGCUAACUGUGGGCUCUCAGCCGGUGGAGGAUUUUGUCUUCGGAUGUGCGAGUUCGGCGAGUGGAAAUAUCCAGAGCUCGCCCGGUUUGGUUGGGUUUGGGAGGGAUCCUGUCUCUUUCGUUUCUCAGACGGCCACGUUAUAUGACAGUACGUUCUCUUAUUGCCUUCCUUCCCUUCGCUCCUCUGCUUUCACGGGAUCUCUCCUCCUAGGGAAAGGGGCUCUUUCUGCGCAGGGCAUGCAGUUCACGCCCCUCUUGUCCAACGCUAGGUACCCUUCCUUCUAUUAUGUGGGGCUAAACGGAAUCUCUGUGGGAGGAGAGCCUGUUUCCAUCCCAGAGGGGACCUUCACCUUCGACAGCUCAACGGGAGGAGGGACUAUCAUAGAUUCGGGAACAGUUAUCACUCGGCUAGUGGAGCCCGCUUACAAUGCCAUGAGAGAUUCUUUCCGCCGUCAGCUCUCCAAUCUGACUCCGGCUAGUCCCACAGAUUUCUUUGAUACGUGCUACAACAAACCAUCCGGCGAUAGUAUGAACUUUCCUGUCAUUACGUUGCAUUUUGACCAUAGUCUGGACAUGAGUCUUCCCAUGGAAAACAGUUUAUACCCCGGGAAUGAGGAUGGCUCCGUGUUAUGCCUUGCUUUCGCUCUCCCUCCGGAUGGGUAUGGCGAUGUAUUGUCAAUAUUUGGGAACUAUCAGCAGCAGAAUUUUCGAAUGGUGCACGACGUCCCAGGAUCCAGACUUGGAAUCGCUAGAGAUAACUGCAAUGGUAAGUAGUAUGCUUGUUGAGUGAUGUUUAUUCACCGUAUCAUCGCCUAUAAUACCUUUCCCAAUAUCCACCCUGCUUCGCCAUCUCACAUGCUGUAACACUGUAAUAAUGUAGUAAAAUGACGUUGUAAUAAGCACGCUCGCAUAUAUCCGAGUGGUGUAAGGUACAGUUUUUGUUGGGUAUAUGAAGCCGAACGGUCAUAUGACUGUUUGGCUUUCCCAACUCUUCAUUCAUAGCUGAAUAUGUUUGUAUAAAGGGUUGUGUGCAGUCCAUGUAUUGUAUUGUAUUGUGUUAUUGAUUAAUAAAGAACUCCCUGCGUUUUUUAUGGACGUAGCCACUUAGUGGUGAAUCACGUUAAA
Molecule: messenger RNA, 1785 nt
Organism: Cryptomeria japonica (Japanese cedar)
Lineage: Eukaryota; Viridiplantae; Streptophyta; Pinopsida; Cupressales; Cupressaceae
Product: aspartyl protease AED3
Exons: 1
Coding region: 10-1434 (474 amino acids)
Biological process (GO): proteolysis
Molecular function (GO): aspartic-type endopeptidase activity
Source: RefSeq, a predicted model, not a curated record